AUGGCGCUCAAGAAUAUCUUACCGUUACACAAGAAGGAGUCGGUAUCGCGGCUUCAGGGCACUCCUCACAGUCAUGCCCAUCAUAUCCACCGUCCUCAAAAGGCAAAGAGCUUCAUGCCUAACAAGUGGCGCAAUGAGCUCGUUGCCGCUGCAGCAGAGUUCGCCGGCACCUUCAUGUUUCUGUUCUUUGCGUUUGGAGGAACGAGUGUAGCCAACACUGCGGCGACAUACAGCAAUCGAGUUACUUCUGGACAAGACAACAACAGUAUCACGCAGGCGCCGGAUACAAGUGUUCUGCUGUACAUCAGUUUGAUCUUCGGCUUCAGUUUGAUGGUAAAUGUCUGGGUAUUCUUCAGAGUGAGCGGAGGACUCUUCAACCCUGCCGUAACACUCGGCCUCUGGCUCAUCGGCGCCGUCCCAACCAUCCGAGCAUGCCUCUGCUUCGUCUCGCAAAUGCUCGCCGGCAUGGCCGCCGCGGGCGUAAUCCAAGCCAUCAUCCCGGGCCCUCUCAACGUCUCCACCACCCUCGGCGCAGGCGUCUCCGCCGCCCGCGGCGUCUUCCUCGAAAUGUUCCUCACCUCCCUCCUCGUCUUCACCAUUUUCAUGCUCGCAGCCGAGAAGCACAAAGCCACCUUCCUCGCCCCAAUCGGCAUCGGCCUAGCCCUUUUCGUCGCAGAAAUGGUCGGCGUGUUCUUCACGGGUGGCAGCCUGAACCCUGCGAGGAGCUUUGGGCCCUGCGUCGUUACGCACAACUUCCCGGGGUACCAUUACAUUUACUGGUUCGGGCCGCUGAUGGGUACGCUGUUGGCGUUUGGCAUGUAUCGUAUUGUUAAGCUGGUGGAGUACGAGACUGUUAAUCCGGGGCAGGACUUUGACGACCAUGAGGCUGCGUUGUUUAAUCCCCCUGAGGACCCGGAGCAUGCGGGGCAGGUUGAACGGCCGAAUGUUGCGGCUCAUGCUAUGGCGGAUGCGAUUCGCAGGACUAACUCUAACUUUGGGGGCGAAGCCCAGUUUGGCAUUGAUUCGAUGCUGGAGAGUAAGGAUGACGAGAAGUCCACACCACCAAGGUCUCCACAGAAGGAACAGGAGUUGUUAGAACGAACCGGUCAUGCACCAGCUGCCAACGGCGAACGCCACGAGUGCUGUUAG
Molecule: messenger RNA, 1149 nt
Organism: Alternaria novae-zelandiae
Lineage: Eukaryota; Fungi; Ascomycota; Dothideomycetes; Pleosporales; Pleosporaceae
Exons: 2
Coding region: 1-1149 (382 amino acids)
Biological process (GO): transmembrane transport
Cellular component (GO): plasma membrane
Molecular function (GO): water channel activity
Source: RefSeq, a predicted model, not a curated record